GUGCGCAUGCGGGGGUCAGGGUUGACAAGCUCCACACAGUCGUGGAAGGAGUGCGGUGGCUAAGCUAACAGUAACCACCGCAACUAGCUACAUGUGGAGGGCAAAACGGGAGGCAUCCCCGACCCCAACUCUGUCCAAAUUCCUCCGUUAUACCCCAAAAUACUCUUAAGUUCAGCCUCAUCGAAAAUAAGGGAUAUUAUCUUUUUACAAUGAAAGGCCGGAUCGAGCUGGGGGAUGUUACGCCCCACAACAUAAAGCAGUUGAAACGCCUGAACCAGGUCAUCUUCCCUGUCAGCUACAAUGACAAGUUUUACAAAGAUGUCCUGGAAGUUGGAGAGCUUGCAAAGCUAGCAUACUUCAAUGACAUUGCAGUGGGUGCUGUGUGCUGCAGAGUGGACCACUCUCAGAACCAGAAGAGACUGUACAUCAUGACGCUGGGCUGUUUAGCACCCUACCGUAGACUUGGAAUUGGUACAAAGAUGCUGAAUCAUGUGCUAAACAUCUGUGAGAAGGAUGGCACUUUUGACAAUAUUUACCUUCACGUGCAGAUCAGCAACGAGUCAGCCAUUCACUUUUACCAGAAGUUUGGCUUUGAGAUCAUUGAAACAAAAAAGAAUUACUACAAGAGGAUAGAGCCCGCAGAUGCCCAUGUGUUGCAGAAGAGCCUGCGCAGCCCAUGUGCACCGCCCAGCGGAGAGCUUCAGAAGGCAGAGUAGGGGCACGGUGUUUGGAAAGAGCACAGCUGUGCCAGCCUCCACAGAAACAGAACUGUGACAAACGCCCCAAGGGUCGACACAAUUCAACACUUUCUUCAAAGGACGCAAAAAGAGAGAAACAAAUUUAAAGUACAAAAAAUGCUGCAUUUAUUUUGCAGGGGGUCCCCUCUGAUUUUUGCAUAUUUUAUUGCUUUGUGUCCUCGUACAGAUAAUUGGAAAACGGCAAAAAGUUCAAAAUUCAAAAGUGCUCCGAUUGACAUGGUGGCCAACUUUAGCGUUGGUGCAAGGGGAGGAUGUGGUGUUUUGCAAAUCAUACUGUUUGUGUUUUGAGUUGUAUUUUCAUGCGGUUAUAAAAGCUAAUUGGGACAUAUCUUUACUGUUGAGCAGAAAUAAAACAGUUGGUUAGAACCUGUGAAAGUGUUUGAAAGACCAUCACCGACACACACAAAAGUACCAGCUGGUCAGCUUGGAGGGAUGCUUUGAGUUGUUAGGUGGGACGGUGACAACUCGAUCCCCUCACCACCUAAACCAUGGGAAUUAUGGGAAAUUAGUCUGACCAGCUUUUCAACGUUAUGACCAGAGGGGGAACGCAGAAAAGUAUCCCCCCAGUUCGGGUGUAAAGAAGGCUGAAGGUGGUGGAUAGGCACGGUCACCACUCAUAGUUUCAUUUUCAAGCCUGUUGAUUUAAUUUCCCAUCAACUGUAAUUCCUAUUUUUUACAUUAAAACGGCAAGCGGUUCAGAGGUUCUCCUGGGUUAACUGGGUUCAGAGGUUCUCCUGGGUUAACUAAGACUGAAAUAAUUCUAGAAAGAAACAAACUUAAUAUUGCAUUCAAGGGGCUUCUGAGAAGGGCACUCGCAUAGUUUUGAUUUUUGAAUUUGACCAUUUGGGAUAUGAUUUGGGCAUUGCUUUCAGUAGUAUAAUAAAGGUUUCUGAGGCUAUCUCUAAAGAACGGUUUUGAGACAUCUUACCAUAAACAUGUUUUGGCACUUUCCAGAAUUUGUCCUCGAUAGCUACCGGCCUCAAACUGCUUCUGUUCCCACACAACACACAGCCCUUUCUGAUAGUUUGGCAAUAUUGGUAUUGUCCCUAAGGAAAGUAUUUAACCCAGAGGAAGCUCUGUCCCCUCUGCAUGCAAGGAGAGUUGUGUCCUCUCCACUGUAGUAUAACGUUAAGCAUGUUUUUUUCCUUUUUUUGAAGAAUUUUAUCUUUUCUGGAGCUCUAUAUUGUAAGACUUUUUAACGUCUAAAUAAAGGAAUUACUAUUUGCAGUAAA
Gasterosteus aculeatus aculeatus (three-spined stickleback) is the source of this 1990-nucleotide messenger RNA. It is a transcript of the gene naa50, whose product is annotated as N-alpha-acetyltransferase 50, NatE catalytic subunit. NCBI's taxonomy places the organism in Eukaryota, Metazoa, Chordata, Actinopteri, Perciformes, Gasterosteidae. Gene Ontology annotation, molecular function: acyltransferase activity, transferring groups other than amino-acyl groups. Gene Ontology annotation, biological process: mitotic sister chromatid cohesion. The record is from RefSeq and is a predicted model, not a curated record. Gene Ontology annotation, cellular component: NatA complex.